AACUUAGAGUGGCCAGCCUAGCUUGGGGCAAUUGGCAGGGACGUUUCACCUGCCAUGGCCGAGAAGGACAUCAUCAUUAAGCUCGGCGAUCGGGUUAUUUGCACCGUGAAUGACCAGGUGGGCACGGUGCGCUUCUGCGGGGAGACCUUUUUUGCCCCAGGGCGUUGGCUGGGCCUCGAGCUGGACGAGGCCGAGGGCAAGAACGACGGGGUGGUCCAGGGCUGCCGCUACUUCUCCUGCCCCGCCCAGCACGGCUUGUUUGUGCGCCCACAAGCAGUGCAAUCCUUCAGGCGAAGCCAGGAUGCACUUGCGGACCUGAGUCCGCCGCCGGCUCCUGAGGAGCGGGCGUUUUCUCGGCGCACGGAAGCCGGCUGUGGCGGAGGAGGAGAUGCCAUCGAGCAUGUUCCGGCGGAAACGGAGAAGGAGAUCCAGGCCUGCACGCCCCUCCGCGAUGAAGGCGUUGAGGAGGUUGCAGAUGAACCAACUGAGGCUGGCCCGCGGGAGCUGCCAAGCACGCCGACGGGUUCGCUCCCGCGGCCCAAGAGGAAGGGCCGCUCCCGGCGGCGAGUUUCAUCCACAAAGACACAGGAGGUCGACGUGCAGACGGAGACCUUGAAGGACAUGCCUGUCGAGAAAGUCGUGAACGUAGAAGAAGACGGCAUCCAGCAGAUCAUCAAGUAUGUACCCAUGGAAAGAAUCAUCACCGUGCAGAAGGAGGUGCCGGUGGUCAAAGAAGUCUUCCGGACAGUUGAGAAGAUCAAGGAGGUGAAGGUUCCCGUGGAAAAGAUUGUGGAGAAGGAGGUGGUCAGGGAAGUAGAAGUUGUGAAAGAGAUUCUGGUCGAGAAGAUUGUUGAGAAGGAAGUGAUCAGGGAGGUGCCGGUUGAGAAGAUCAUUGAAAGGCAUGUGAUCAAAGAAGUGCCGGUUGAGAAGAUAGUGGAGGUGGAGAAGGAGGUGAUUAAAGAGGUGCCAGUUGAGAAGAUCGUCGAGAAGGAAGUGAUCAAAGAGGUGCCCGUUGAGAAGAUAGUCGAGGUCCAGAAGGAAGUGCAGAUGGAGAAGCUCGAGCAGAGUCUGGCUGAAAUCCCCGAAAUGCCUGUACAAGGAAGCAAGAAGACGCCUGAGAGGGCAUCCUUUGUCGACCAGGAUGUUCAGACCGACGGCUUUCACCUCUCAGACUGGAUGGGGAACCCAAUGGAACGCACGGUGGAAGUCUUGCAGGAGGGCGUCACUCAAUCGGUGAGGUUCGUGCCCGUUGAGAAGGAAGUUAUCAAAGAGGUGCCGGUUGAGAAGAUCGUUGAGAAGGAAGUGAUCAAAGAGGUGCCGGUUGAGAAGAUUGUGGAGAAGAUAGUGGAAGUGGAGAAGGAAGUGAUCAAGGAGGUACCGGUUGAGAAGAUUGUAGAGAAGAUAGUGGAGGUGGAGAAGGAGGUGAUAAAGGAGGUGCCAGUUGAAAAAAUCGUUGAGAAGGAAGUGAUCAAAGAGGUACCGGUUGAGAAGAUUGUAGAGAAGAUAGUGGAGGUGGAGAAAAUAGUGAUCAAGGAGGUGCCAGUGGAAAAGAUCGUUGAGAAGGAAGUGAUCAAAGAGGUACCGGUUGAGAAGAUUGUAGAGAAGAUAGUGGAGGUGGAGAAGAUAGUGAUCAAGGAGGUGCCAGUGGAAAAGAUCGUUGAGAAGGAAGUGAUCAAAGAGGUGCCGGUUGAGAGGAUCGAAGCGAGCAAGGAAGGGCCAGCUGACAUGUCGUUGGAGAAGGAUAUUGUCACUGUUGAAGGGUCUUCCGUGCCCUUUGAGGAAGCGCAUAUGGAACUGAAAGAGCAGCUUUCCUCCAGCAAAGCAGACGAUGCGGACUUGGAGGGGGGUGCUGCAGAUGUGGAAGAGGACGCGGAGGAGCGGCCUGACAAUCGGCCGAGCCGCACCAAGCAUGAGAGAUUGGAGAAUACCGACGAGGUUCAAUCUGCCAUCCGCCAGGAGGUGACUCAGGCCGUGGCGGCUCUGAAAACGCGGGGCAUCAGCACCGAAGACCUGGACCGGCUCACCGUGGAGCAGAGCGUCCUCCAAGCCGUGCAAGAGGUUCAAGCAGCUGACAGACGUGCCCGAAUACGAACCAUGGUCCUGGAGCAGUUGAAGGAUUGGAUGACCGACGUCUCUGACGAGGUGGAAGCGGCACCGGCCAAGCAGCCUGCGGCGUGGAUCUCCGGAGCUUUAGGAAGCGCAUUGACGUAGCCCAG
This is a messenger RNA of Effrenium voratum, 2216 nucleotides long. The record is from the annotation of a GenBank genome assembly. NCBI's taxonomy places the organism in Eukaryota, Dinophyceae, Suessiales, Symbiodiniaceae.